This is a messenger RNA of Hypanus sabinus (Atlantic stingray), 2191 nucleotides long. Its product is annotated as mitogen-activated protein kinase kinase kinase 10-like. The transcript is spliced from 6 exons. Lineage: Eukaryota; Metazoa; Chordata; Chondrichthyes; Myliobatiformes; Dasyatidae. Bases 542 to 2191 code for a protein of 549 amino acids. The record is from RefSeq and is a predicted model, not a curated record. Gene Ontology annotation, molecular function: protein binding; ATP binding; JUN kinase kinase kinase activity. Gene Ontology annotation, biological process: protein phosphorylation; positive regulation of apoptotic process.
UCUACCGCCUUACAUUGGCGCAAGGUAGUGCCAAUUAGAAUGCGUCGCCAGCCUUCCCGGCGUUUAUUGGGUAAUGUUGCGUGUCAUUCACAUGGAGGCCCAUCCCAUUUGGUGCCCUGUCCGGGGUGCGGAGCGGUUGAAGAGCGGCGCGACACGUUGUUCCCUGGGAGUUGUAGUCCCUGCGGCCUCACAGCGGUCGCGCGUCCUGGUUUCAGAACUACAGCUCCCAGGAAGCACUGCGCCGCCGGGCUCCUAUGUAACAGCUGAGAGCCCCGGGGCGCUGUGACAAGCCGCAACCAGAACGGAACCCUUGUUUAUUUCAACGCGGAAGUAGUGACCUUUUAAAUCUUUUUUGCUGGGUGCCGGGGGUCAGGUCUUCUUGGAAAUAAUGCAAUGCAAAAGAAUAAGAGGGAGGACAAUAAAAUAAGACGCCUUAUGCCGAGGGAAAGGUUGCGCGGCUUCUCGGGGCUGGAGAUCCGGCGAACAGCACAAGCCUUUCAUUAAACCAGCCCCAGGACUCAAUGGCCAGCCCGGUGCAUGGAUGCACAAGUCGGGAUUUUCUGCAAUGGAGCCAGCAGCGAUGAAUUGCACCGGGUCCCCAGCUGCAGAGGCGCCCUCGUGCAAUGGGGACCCACAGAGGCAAGCGCCGCAGCCGGCUGCCCCCGGCUUCUGGACGGCGGUGUUCGACUACGAGUCGACGGCGGAUGAGGAGCUGACCCUGCGCCGGGGGGACCUGGUCGAGCUGCUGUCCCAGGACUCCACCGUGUCCGGCGACGAGGGCUGGUGGACGGGCAAGAUCAAGGGCAAGGUGGGCAUCUUCCCCAGCAACUACGUGAGCAACCGGGCGCAGCUGAGCCGGGACCUGCCCUCCCCGCCGGUCAUCGACUUCGACGAGUUGCUCCUGGAGGAGAUCAUCGGCGUCGGGGGCUUCGGCAAGGUGUACAAGGGGCUGUGGAGGAACGACGAGGUGGCGGUGAAGGCGGCCAGGCAGGACCCGGACGAGGACAUCAGCGUGACGGCGGACAAUGUCCGUAAGGAGGCUCGGCUGUUCGGCAUGCUCAGGCACCCCAACGUCAUCCUGCUGAAGGGAGUGUGUCUGAAGGAGCCCAACCUGUGCCUGGUGAUGGAAUAUGCCCGCGGGGGAGCCUUAAACCGGGCUCUGGCCGGCAGGAAGGUGCCCCCUCACGUCCUGGUCAACUGGGCGGUGCAGAUCGCAAGAGGCAUGAACUACCUCCACAAUGAAGCCUUGGUCCCGGUCAUACACCGGGACCUGAAAUCCAGCAACAUUCUGAUCCUCGAGAAGACGGAAGAUGAUGACCUCACCAACAAAACCCUGAAGAUCACGGACUUUGGGUUGGCACGUGAGUGGCACCGGACGACCAAGAUGAGCGCGGCGGGCACCUACGCUUGGAUGGCGCCCGAGGUCAUCAAACUCUCCCUCUUUUCCAAGAGCAGUGACGUGUGGAGUUUCGGAGUCCUGCUGUGGGAGCUGCUGACAGGAGAGGUGCCGUAUCGGGAGAUCGAUGGGCUGGCUGUCGCCUACGGGGUGGCAGUAAACAAACUGACCCUUCCCAUCCCUUCCACCUGUCCCGAACCUUUCGGCAAACUCAUGGAAGACUGCUGGAACUCCGACGCGCACAGCAGGCCGUCCUUCAGGGGCAUCGUCUCCCAGCUCGUGGCCAUCGAGCAGUCGACCCUGUUCGAGAUGCCGCUGGACUCGUUCCACCUGCUGCAGGAGGACUGGAAGCUGGAGAUCGAGCAGAUGUUCGACGAGCUGCGGACGAAGGAGAAGGAGCUGCGGAGCUGGGAGGAGGAGCUCUCCCGGGCCGCAGUGCAGCAGAGGAACCACGAGGAGCUGCUACGCCGCCGGGAACAGGAGCUGGCCGAGCGGGAGAUCGACAUCGUCGAGCGGGAGCUCAACAUCAUCAUGCGGCAGCUUUACCAGGAGAAGCCCCGCGUCAAGAAGCGCAAGGGAAACUUCAAACGGAGCCGCUUGAAACUGCGGGACGGGAACCGCAUCAGUUUACCCUCAGGGUUUGAGCACAAGAUCACGGUGCAGGCCUCUCCCACGGUGGACAAGAGGAAGGGGCAGGGGCCCGCUGGUCUGAGCCCUCCUGGUAGUCCCCUCAUCAUCCCCAGACUCCGCGCCAUCCGCCGUAAGUCUCCCCGUGGUUCUCACCGCCCCAGUUAA